This is a messenger RNA of Centropristis striata (black sea bass), 1269 nucleotides long. It is a transcript of the gene cldn15a, whose product is annotated as claudin 15a. The transcript has 5 exons. Gene Ontology annotation, cellular component: bicellular tight junction; plasma membrane. The coding region runs from base 139 to 807 and encodes 222 amino acids. The record is from RefSeq and is a predicted model, not a curated record. Lineage: Eukaryota; Metazoa; Chordata; Actinopteri; Perciformes; Serranidae. Gene Ontology annotation, molecular function: structural molecule activity. Gene Ontology annotation, biological process: cell adhesion; bicellular tight junction assembly.
UCACAGUGAACACAGACUCAGACAGAAACAGAGAAACUCUCUCACUGGCUCUCUGUCGCACCAACAUCAGGUUUUUCUAACAACUUCUUCCUGAACCUGAGAUCUGGAUCAAGCUCGCUGCGGGGCCGAGGAGGGGUCAUGGAUCCGAUCGUGGAAGUGGUGGCUCUGGUGCUGGGCUUCGUGGGCUGGGUGAUGGUGGGCAUCGCUCUGCCCAACCGCUACUGGAGGACGUCCACGGUGGACGGGAACGUCAUCACCACCUCCACCAUCUACGAGAACCUCUGGAUGUCGUGUGCCACCGAUUCAACCGGCGUUCACAACUGCAGGGAGUUCCCUUCGCUGCUCGCUUUGAGUGGUUACAUCCAGGCGUCUCGAGCCUUGAUGAUCACAGCGAUAGCGAUGGGAACCUUGGGCCUGGUUCUGGCUCUGAUCGGGAUCCAGUGUUCCAAGGCUGGAGGGGAGAACUAUGUUCUCAAAGGGAGGUUCGCCGGAGCUGCAGGAGUCCUGUUCUUAAUUCAAGGAAUGUGCACCAUGGUCUCAGUGUCCUGGUACGCCUUCAACAUCACUCAGGACUUCUUCAACCCUUUAAACCUCGGGACCAGGUAUGAGAUAGGGGAGGGGCUCUACAUCGGCUGGUGCUCGGCGGUUCUGGCCAUCGCUGGAGGAGCCUGUCUCACCUGCUCCUGCAAGAUGGGCACAGAGGAAAAAUACCCGUUGCCAUACCAACCCAGAGGAACUGUUUAUUCUGGACCUGCACCGACCAGAAGCGUUGCUGCCAGCACCUACGGCCGAAACGCCUACGUUUGAGCGGGAAUUAAACUUUCUCACACACACAAAAAAAAAUCAAAUUUCCUACAAAUGUCUGGGGUAAAGUUUUUCCUCUGAUGCCUCCAAUGUCCAUUUUUUACACUUCAGAUUACGAUUUUUUGUCAAUGUGGAGGAGUUGAAGGUCUAAAUAUCGCCACUCUGUAUAUAAUCACAAGUGUGUUUUCUGUUUUUCAUGAUGAAAUGAUAACAACGUUCAACGUUUGCUUGCAGUGAUUCUAUUUAUGUCAGCACUAAUACAUUCAUGUACAUACAGACUCUUAUUUUGAAAGGAAGCCAAUCAUUUGAUUGUCAAAACUGUGAUGAUCCAGAUAUUCGUGUGUGUUGUUUUGUACAGUUUUAUAGAUAAAACAUGUGAACGAAGACGGGGGAAAAGUGGAGGACUUUAUUUUGAAGGUUUUUUUAUUUUUACAAAUUGCACACAAUAAAAUGUUUUAUGAUAAA